UUGAAAACAUCACAUCCAACAAAUUUGUGAUUUACCCAGUUUUUGUCUGCACACGAAAAUUUAAUUUUCCAAUGAGACUGGCAGGCAGAGACGUUGAGGAUGUUAGGGAGUCAUAGAAGAAAGGAAGCUGGGUGAGUUAAGGAAGGUAGUUGUGAGCAGCUGCUGCUACUACAAUAUGUUGAGUUGGCUAGGUUGCUGGCUCACGUGGGGGCAUCCUACUGGUCUUCUUUAUUCACGCCUCAUUAAUGCUUCUACCAUCCUUCCUCAUAGUCCAGUAAAUGCAUGAUCAAAUUGUUGUGUACUCAUCCUACUCCUCUUGUUUUAUUUUCGGUGUUCUCCCAUUGUUAUAUCAUAGAACCCAGAGAAAGAGAUAUUUGAAUGCCACUGAUCCCUUAGCCUUCUGAGUUGGGUCUCAUUGUUCUUGCACUCGUUGAAAGUGGACAUAUAAGCGGGUUUGCGAACUGCAGGUCUCAUAUGUACUCGUUUUGAGGGUGUAAGGCAAAAAACAGAAUAACAUGGGGGAAGGAAUUCGUGCUAAUGGAAUUCCUAAUGGAAAAGCUGCAGUAAGAUCUGCUGCAGUUUUGUCUGAAAUAGAUCAAUUCUGCUUUGCACUUGGUGGAAAUAAACCAAUCCACAGUAUUUUGAUUGCCAACAAUGGUAUGGCAGCUGUCAAAUUUAUGCGUAGUGUUAGAUCAUGGGCUUAUGAAACAUUUGGCACUGACAAAGCAAUUCUACUGGUGGCUAUGGCCACGCCUGAGGACAUGAGGAUCAAUGCAGAGCAUAUUCGAAUUGCUGAUCAGUUUGUUGAAGUGCCUGGAGGUACCAAUAAUAACAACUAUGCAAAUGUUCAGCUCAUUACAGAGAUGGCGGAAAUUACAAAUGUUUCAGCAGUUUGGCCAGGUUGGGGCCAUGCAUCAGAAAAUCCAGAACUUCCUGAUGCGUUAAUGAGCAGGGGUAUAAUAUUUCUUGGACCCCCUUCUGGACCCAUGGCAGCCCUUGGAGAUAAAAUUGGAUCUUCACUGAUUGCCCAAGCAGCUGGUGUGCCGACUCUUCCAUGGAGUGGCUCUAAUGUAAAGAUUCCUCCUGAGAGUUGUUCAGAUACUAUUCCAGAAGAUUUGUACAAGACAGCUUGUGUCUAUACAACAGAAGAAGCAGUUACAAGUUGCCAGGCAGUUGGCUAUCCUGCUAUGAUAAAAGCAUCUUGGGGAGGUGGUGGUAAAGGAAUUCGAAAGGUUCAUAAUGAUGAUGAGGUCAAAGCCCUGUUCAAACAAGUCCAGGGUGAGGUACCAGGUUCUCCUAUAUUUAUCAUGAAGGUUGCAUCUCAGAGCCGACAUCUAGAAGUGCAACUACUCUGUGACCAACAUGGAAAUGUGGCAGCGUUACACAGUCGUGACUGCAGUAUUCAAAGAAGGCACCAAAAGAUUAUUGAAGAGGGUCCAAUCACUGUUGCUUCAGCAGAGACAGUGAAGCAGUUAGAACAAGGUGCACGGAGACUUGCAAAGUGUGUAAACUAUGUUGGGGCUGCCACUGUUGAGUAUCUUUAUAGCAUGGAUUCUGGCGAGUAUUAUUUCUUAGAACUCAAUCCUCGUUUACAGGUUGAACAUCCUGUUACAGAAUGGAUAGCUGAAGUGAAUUUACCGGCAGCUCAAGUUUCUAUUGGCAUGGGUAUUCCUCUUUGGCAAAUUCCGGAAAUAAGAAGAUUUUAUGGAAAGGAAGCAGGAGGAGGUUAUGAUGCUUGGCGAAAGACAUCAGUUGUUGCUACUUCCUUUAGCUUUGAUCUAGCAGAAUCUGUCAGACCAAAAGGACAUUGUGUAGCAGUCCGUGUGACUAGUGAAGAUCCUGAUGAUGGGUUUAAGCCUACCAGUGGAAAAGUGCAGGAACUCAGCUUUAAAAGCAAGCCAAAUGUAUGGGCAUAUUUUUCGGUUAAGUCGGGUGGGGGCAUUCACGAGUUUUCUGACUCUCAGUUUGGUCAUGUGUUUGCUUUUGGGGAAUCUCGAGCUUUGGCAAUAGCCAACAUGGUACUUGGACUGAAAGAAAUUCAUAUCCGAGGAGAGAUUCGUACUAAUGUUGAUUACACAAUAGAUCUUCUUCAUGCUGCUGAAUACAGGGAAAACAAGAUUCAUACUGGUUGGCUUGACAGUCGGAUUGCAAUGCGUGUUAGAGUAGAAAGGCCACCUUGGUACAUUUCUGUUGUUGGAGGAGCCCUCUAUAAAGCAUCCACAAUGAGUGCAGCAAGGGUUUCCGAAUAUAUUGGUUACCUUGAGAAAGGACAAAUUCCACCCAAGAAUAUCUCUUUGGUAAAUUCCUUAGUUUCUCUCAACAUUGAAGGGAGCAAAUACACGGUUGAAAUGAUAAGGGGAGGACCAGGAAGCUAUAGACUAAAGCUUAAUGAGUCAGAAGUUGAAGCUGAAAUACACACUUUACGUGAUGGAGGGCUACUGAUGCAGCUGGAUGGGAAUAGUCAUGUAAUAUAUGCAGAAGAAGAGGCAGCUGGCACUCGCCUUCUGAUUGAUGGUCGAACUUGCUUGCUACAGAAUGACCACGACCCAUCUAAAUUAGUCGCUGAGACACCAUGCAAGCUAACGCGGUUCUUGGUUCCAGAUGGUUCUCAUGUAGACACUGAUGCUCCAUAUGCAGAAGUGGAAGUGAUGAAAAUGUGUAUGCCUUUACUCUCACCAGCUGCUGGUACAAUACACUUUAAGAUGUCUGAGGGUCAGCCAAUGCAGGCUGGUGAUGUCAUUGCGGGCCUUGACCUAGACGAUCCCUCUGCUGUUAGGAAAGCAGAACCAUUUCAUGGAAGCUUUCCUAUUCUUGGUUCUCCAACUGCAGUGGCUGGAAAAGUUCAUCAGCGAUUUGCUUCUAGUACACAUGCUGCACGGAUGGUUCUAGCCGGUUAUGAGCAUGACAUUAACGAAGUUGUGCAGACUUUGCUAAAUUGUUUGGACGAUCCUCAACUUCCUUUGCUGCAGUGGCAAGAGUGCAUGGCUGUCCUUGCAACUCGGUUACCAAAAGAUCUAAAAUCUCAGCUGGAUGCAACAUAUAAGGAGUACGAAACAUCUUUUGCAAAUUCUGUAAGAAAGGCAGAUUUUCCGGCAAAGGUUUUACGAGCAACUUUUGAGGCAUUCCUUUCUUCUUGUCCAGAGAAAGAUAGGGUUUCACAAGAAAGACUUGUUGAACCUCUGUUGAGUCUUGCAAAGUCUUAUGAGGGAGGGCGGGAGAGUCAUGCUCGUAUCAUUGUUCAGUCACUCUUUGAGGAGUAUCUACGUGUUGAAGAGCUUUUCAGUCAAAAUAUGCAGGCUGAUGUGAUUGAAGGUCUGAGACUUCAGCAUAAAAAAGAUCUCCUGAAGGUGGUGGACAUGGUUCUUUCUCAUCAGGGAGUCAAAAGGAAGAACAAAUUAAUUUUACUGCUAACAGAAGCUCUAGUCUAUCCUAACCCUGCUGCAUACCGGGAGCAGUUGGUUCGGUUUUCUGCUCUCAACCAUAUCAGCUACUCUGAGAUAGCAUUGAAAGCAGGACAAUUGUUGGAGCAAACCAAAUUGAGUGAACUUCGCACUAACAUUGCUCGAAGUCUUUCAGAGCUGGAAAUGUUUACUGAGGAAGGAGAACGUAUAUACACUCCUGGAAGGAAAAGUGCUAUAGAUGAGAGGAUAGAGGAUCUUGUGAGUGCACCUUUAGCUGUUGAAGAUGCACUUGUUGCUCUGUUUGAUCACAGUGAUCAUACGCUUCAAAGGCGUGUUGUUGAGACAUAUGUCCGACGGUUGUACCAGCCCUACCUAGUUAAGGGAAGUGUCAGAAUGCAGUGGCACCGAUCAGGCCUUAUUGCAUCAUGGCAUUUCUCAGAUGAAACUUCUCUGAGAAGAAGCAAGCUACCUACUAUUUUAUCAGAUAUAAAUGUUGCUAACUGUGGAGAAAAGAGAUGGGGGGCCAUGGUAAUUUUGAAAUUUCUAAAUGACCUUUCAACAGCAGUAAGUGCUGCACUGAAGGAAACAACUCCUGCAGUAUCUGUUCCUGCUGAUGGUGUGGUGCUGAAUGGAGCUGCCACUCCCACCGAUUCUGGAAACAUGCUUCAUUUGGCUUUAGUGGGCAUCAACAAUCAGAUGAGUUCACUUCAGGACAGUGGUGAUGAAGAUCAAGCACAGGAAAGAAUUAAAAAACUGGCUAAAGCAUUGAAAGAUGAAAAGCUAGGAUCAAGCCUUCGGGUUGCUGGUGUUGGUGUAAUAAGCUGUAUGAUACAGAGGGAUGAAGGUCGCGCACCCAUGCGCCAUUGCUUUCAUUGGUCUUCUGAAAAUCAGUGUUAUGAAGAAGAACCUUUGCUUCGUCAUGUUGAGCCACCUCUGUCGAAUUUUCUUGAACUGGUCAAGCUUAAAGGUUACCAGGAAAAGCAGUAUGCAACUUCUCGGGAUCGACAGUGGCACAUGUACACUGUUGUAGACAAGCCAGCUAUUCGUAGAAUGUUUCUCCGUACCCUUGUGAGGCAGCCUAAGGUUAUUGACAGUGCAGCCAAAUUGCAAGUGCUGAAUGAUGAUAGAAAAGAAACCUCAACAAUGUCAUUGACAGCCAAUAGUAUUGCAAAAUCUCUGUUGGGUGCUUUGGAAGAGUUAGAGCUAUAUGCACACAAUGCAAAUGUCAAAUCUGAUCAUGUGCACAUAUUUCUUUGCAUAUUACGUGCACAAGAAUCAAGUGAUCUCAUUCCUGAUUACAUGAAAGUAGACAUAACCACUGGCAAGGAAGAUUUAGCAGUUGUCAAAUUAUUACAAGAUUUGGCUUAUGGAAUACAUGAUUUACUUGGGGUAAGAAUGCACCGUCUAGCUGUUGGACAAUGGGAGAUCAGGCUUCGACUGGAUUCAUUGGGAGUGGCAAAUGGAGCAUGGCGGAUUGUAGUUACAAAUCCUACUGGUCAGACCUGCACUGUACAUAUAUAUCGAGAGGUGGAGGAUACAAACAAGUAUGAAAUUGUUUACCAUUCCCCAUUGUCUGUAACUGGGCCUCUACAUGGAAUUCCUGUGGCAGCACGAUAUCAAUCCUUGGGCAUAGUUGAGCGCAAGCGUCUUAUUGCAAGGAGAAAUAACACAACAUACUGUUAUGAUUUUCCAUUGGUGUUUGAGACAUCUUUGAAGUGCCUCUGGACAGCUAGUUUUCAGAAUGAAGACAAAAAUGAGGAUAAAGCCAUAUUUAAAUCUCAAGAGCUUAUAUUUUCUGAGAAGCAGGGGACUUGGGACACUCCUUUGGUUAAUGCAGAGCGCACUGUUGCAAAUAAUGACGUAGGGAUGGUAGCCUGGUGCAUGGAGAUGAGAACUCCUGAGUUCCCCAAUGGGCGGACUAUUUUAGUAGUGUCAAAUGAUGUUACACAUAAUGUAGGUUCAUUUGGCCCAAGAGAAGAUGCAUUUUUUGCAUCUGUGACCGAUCUUGCUUGUAAAAAGAAAUUGCCUCUGAUUUAUUUGGCUGCCAACUCUGGUGCAAGGAUUGGAGUGGCAGAAGAAGUAAGAGCUUGCUUUCAAGUGGGAUGGCAUGAUGAACUGUCUCCAGAUCGUGGAUUUCAAUAUCUUUAUCUCAGUCCUGAAGACUAUAAGGUAAUUGGUUCAUCUGUAAUAGCGCAUGAAGUAAAGCUCAAAUCAGGUGAAAGCAGAUGGAUUAUAGAUGACAUUAUUGGUAAGGAGGAUGGACUGGGUGUAGAGAAUCUAUCAGGCAGUGGAGCAAUUGCUGGUGCAUAUUCAAGAGCAUAUCAGGAGACUUUUACACUGACAUAUGUAACGGGAAGAACAGUUGGUAUUGGUGCAUAUCUUGCGAGGCUAGGAAUGCGCUGCAUUCAACGCCUUGAUCAGCCUAUAAUUCUCACUGGAUAUUCAGCUUUAAAUAAACUUCUUGGACGGGAAGUUUAUAGUUCCCAAAUGCAAUUAGGAGGCCCAAAAAUCAUGGCAACGAAUGGUGUUGUUCAUCUCACUGUAUCUGAUGAUUUAGAAGGUGUCUCAGCAAUCCUGAAGUGGCUCAGCUAUGUUCCUCCAUAUGUGGGAGGGCCUCUCCCUAUUGUAAAGCCACUAGAUCCGCCUGAAAGACCAGUUGAAUAUUGUCCAGAGAAUUCAUGUGAUCCUCGUGCAGCAGUUCGUGGUAUAGAAGUCAAUGGUAGAUGGCUUGGUGGCCUCUUUGAUAGAGACAGCUUCAUAGAAACAUUAGAAGGAUGGGCACAAACAGUGGUAACUGGGAGAGCAAAGCUUGGGGGCAUCCCUGUUGGUAUCAUUGCUGUUGAGACUCAAACAGUAAUGCAGGUGAUUCCUGCAGACCCUGGACAACUUGAUUCUGCUGAGAGAGUAGUUCCUCAAGCUGGGCAGGUUUGGUUUCCAGAUUCGGCAAGUAAGACAGCUCAAGCCUUGCGAGAUUUUAACAAGGAAGAGCUGCCUCUUUUCAUCUUGGCAAACUGGAGAGGGUUCUCUGGUGGCCAAAGGGAUCUUUUUGAAGGAAUUCUCCAGGCGGGAUCAACCAUUGUUGAAAAUCUCCGCACGUACAAGCAACCUGUAUUUGUUUACAUUCCAAAAACAGGGGAACUAAGAGGAGGGGCAUGGGUGGUUGUAGAUAGCAAGAUCAAUUCUGAUGAAGUUGAAAUGUAUGCAGAAAGAACCGCAAAAGGUGGUGUACUAGAACCAGAGGGAAUGAUUGAAAUUAAAUUCCGUACAAAAGACCUGCUUGAAUGCAUGCACAGGCUUGAUAGGCAACUGAUUUCACUUAAAAUGGAGUCACCAAAAGCUAAUGAUCGUAAUAUUGGGGCUAUUGUAGACAUACAACAGAAAAUUAAAGAUCGUGAGAAACAGUUGCUUCCUGUUUAUAAGCAGAUAGCUAUCAGAUUUGCUGAGUUGCAUGACACAUCCUUCAGAAUGGCUGCAAAAGGGGUCAUAGAAAAGGUAGUUCAAUGGGAAGAGUCACGCUUGUUUUUCUAUAAGAGAUUAAACAGAAGAGUGGCAGAAUCGGUUUUGAUUAGGAAUGUAAGAGACGCUGCUGGGGAAACCUUGACACAUAAGUCAGCUUUGGGUCUAAUAAAGGAGUGGUUUUUGGCCUCAGCAGUUACGGAUUGUGGAGAAGAUGCAUGGAAAGAUGAUGCUGCUUUUCUGGCUUGGAAAGAUGAUCACAGCAAGUUUGAGUUACAUCUACAGAAACUAAGAUCUGAGAAAUUGUGUAGGAAGCUACUAGAAAUGGAAACUUCUGUAGCAGAUUUGCAAGCAUUGCCUGAAGGAUUGGCUGCCCUUCUACGCAAGGUUCAGCCAUCACUGAGAUCACAGUUGGUAGAACAGCUACGAGAUGUUCUUAAUUCAUGAGGUCAAAUGUUCAUCUUACUGUAGAGGGUUUGAUUAGUGUCCCCACUUAAUUGCAUGUUCUUUGUUUGUAAUUAUAAGCAGCUGGGUUUUUCCACGGCAAUACAAUUUUAUUAUUUAUUUGUAUUGUGUCUAUAAUGCAUAUUCAUUGGGGGUGCCAAUAUUUGACAAAUCAGAUUUGGUCUCCUUCCCAAUCUGAUUAUGAUUAGAAUGUUUGAAUUCUCUGGUAGUGACCAAAGCUAUAACCGUCUGUUUUUGUUUCCACUUGUAGUUUUAUCUAUCAGACAAAUGGAGACAUCAUAUGAUAUUGUUAUCGAGUCUCAUGCAACAAGAAAAUAAAUGAAUAAGAAUUGUGUUAGAAGUGAUUA
Messenger RNA from Cryptomeria japonica (Japanese cedar), 7669 nucleotides. RefSeq names its product acetyl-CoA carboxylase 1. Gene Ontology annotation, molecular function: metal ion binding; acetyl-CoA carboxylase activity; ATP binding. Gene Ontology annotation, biological process: fatty acid biosynthetic process. Lineage: Eukaryota; Viridiplantae; Streptophyta; Pinopsida; Cupressales; Cupressaceae. The transcript has 32 exons. The coding region runs from base 516 to 7304 and encodes 2262 amino acids. The record is from RefSeq and is a predicted model, not a curated record.